AUGGAUCUCGACAUCCGCAUUCCGCUCGAGCCUAACUUCCUCCCAAACACUAUCGCCGAAAUCGUCGCGACCGGAGGCAUCAGAUACAGCGACUUCCUCACGGACUCUGAGACCGAAUGGACGGUAACUACCCAGUACUCAUUCCCUCUCAGGCAUACCCUGGCGACUGUGCCUUCUGCAUGGGCCGCCUGGACUCGAGCUCGAACGACUGUCGCGAUUCGGUCUGGAGCUACCUGGGCCGUGGCGAACCCAACAUCCAAGACCAGUAUAUCAUUACCACUCCGCCCUGCAGCCACCACUUCCACGCCGGUUGUUUUCACGAGGCGACGCAACAGGGUAGCGGUAUCAACAAAUCUCCAAAAGGCACGGAAUGUCAACUUCGCGAUCACGCGCAUGAUGAAUGGCGAGUUCUCCUUGCCAUCCACUCGCAGCAUCCGAUUGCAGUCGUACGAUCUCAGCGAGAGCUUGGUCAUUGCGGCAUACGCCCUGCGGACUAGAAUUUCGACGUACAAUGCACCUGAGAAUGGCGCUGACAAUCUACAGAUCACCCAGCACGGCCCUACCGUGCUCACCGCCAUUAUCAGUCUCGCCCGAGCAAGUGACGGAGCGAGAGUUGAUGUGCACGGCUUCCUCACCCAGCUCUCAGCCCGUGCGACCCGUGUGACGUACGGCAUCUAUACCAAGCGUCCCGGUCGAGAUCCUCCCGCACAAGCCAUUACCCUGCAGAGCUUCGCUAGUGAGGGCGGAAGGGAAGGCAGGGGAGGAGGCGCAAAUGCUCAGGUGUCAGACGCUGGCUUUCGCAGAGCUGUGAUAUGCGAUGCUGUCACAGUUCGCAUUGGGGAGAUGGAUGCAGCUACGAGAGUCUGA
Molecule: messenger RNA, 867 nt
Organism: Pseudocercospora fijiensis CIRAD86
Lineage: Eukaryota; Fungi; Ascomycota; Dothideomycetes; Mycosphaerellales; Mycosphaerellaceae
Exons: 5
Coding region: 1-867 (288 amino acids)
Source: RefSeq, a predicted model, not a curated record